AUGGAGGAGGUCAGAGAUGGAGGAGGUCAGAGAUGGAGGAGGUCAGAGAUGAUGGAGGAGGUCAGAGAUGAUGGAGGAGGUCAGAGAUGGAGGAGGUCAGAGAUGAUGGAGGAGGUCAGAGAUGAUGGAGGAGGUCAGAGAUGGAGGAGGUCAGAGAUGGAGGAGGUCAGUGAAGGAGGAGGUCAGAGAUGGAGGAGGUCAGAGAUGGAGGAGGUCAGAGAUGAUGGAGGAGGUCAGAGAUGGAGGAGGUCAGAGAUGAUGGAGGAGGUCAGAGAUGAUGGAGGAGGUCAGAGAUGGAGGAGGUCAGAGAUGAUGGAGGAGGUCAGAGAUGGAGGAGGUCAGUGA
Molecule: messenger RNA, 345 nt
Organism: Knipowitschia caucasica
Lineage: Eukaryota; Metazoa; Chordata; Actinopteri; Gobiiformes; Gobiidae
Source: the annotation of a GenBank genome assembly